AUGCCGGAUAGGAACUCCUCCUCAUGGAAUUUCAUGAUUUCUCGCUAUUACAAGUUGGGUGAUAUCCUUUCUGCCCGUUUGAUCUUUGAUUACAAUUUUAUGGAAUGGGCGAUGAUUGAUGGGUAUUGUAAGAUGGACGACCUGAAAAAAGAUUGGGACUUGUUUGAUCGGAUGGGGUCUGCAAUGAACUCUCACUUGGAAUACUAUGAUCUCAGGGAGCAAAAUGUGAAACCUACUGAGGUAACCAUGGUCAGCUUAUUACCUGCUUGUGCUCAUCUAGGUGCCUUAGAUAUUGGUAAAUGGAUUCAUGCCUAUAUUAGACAACAAAACUUAAGAACUGAUGUUGUUUUCGGCAAUGCUCUUAUAGAAAUGUAUGACAAAUGUGGGAGUAUAGAGGCUGCUUUUGAUGUCUUCCAUGGGCUACCCACCUAA
Telopea speciosissima is the source of this 432-nucleotide messenger RNA. Its product is annotated as pentatricopeptide repeat-containing protein At5g08305-like. The transcript is spliced from 2 exons. Gene Ontology annotation, molecular function: protein binding; RNA binding. Gene Ontology annotation, biological process: RNA modification. The record is from RefSeq and is a predicted model, not a curated record. Bases 1 to 432 code for a protein of 143 amino acids. NCBI's taxonomy places the organism in Eukaryota, Viridiplantae, Streptophyta, Magnoliopsida, Proteales, Proteaceae.